Messenger RNA from Penaeus indicus, 513 nucleotides. RefSeq lists its product as uncharacterized. Lineage: Eukaryota; Metazoa; Arthropoda; Malacostraca; Decapoda; Penaeidae. The annotation marks the transcript as partial. The record is from RefSeq and is a predicted model, not a curated record. The transcript has 3 exons.
AAGAAGGAAGUAGAGGAAUCGGAGAAAUGGCCGAGAAAACACCCGUGGCAGAUUUCGGAGAUUUCCUACGACAAAGUCCUCCCCGGGGGGUCGGUCAAGCACCGCCGGUCUCUGAAGGACAUCGUGACCUCGCUUGGGCACGUCGGGCGCAAGGUCAGGUUCCUAAGAGCUGAUCUUCUGGGGCAGGAGUGGACGCUGCUUCGUCAGGUGGUGACGAAUUAUAAUAUGAUUAAUGUCCGCCAGAUCAGCGUUGGUCUACAUAUACCCUUGAGUGUGAAUCAGCUGACGAUGGAAGAACGGAAUCGAUAUUUUGGAAAUUUGUAUAAGGUGUUCGAGGGACUAACGUGUCUAGGUUACAAACACGUACGAGUCGAAGGGAUCGAGACGGACAGAAGCCGUUUGGUCGUCCCUGAAAUGGGCGAUGCGACCUUUCCUUCCUUUUUUGAGGUUCAUUGGGUCAAGACAGCUCCUCAGGCUAAUGGAAGUAACGAUAGUCAUUAUGUUUAUUAUUAA